Molecule: messenger RNA, 1497 nt
Organism: Prunus armeniaca (apricot)
Lineage: Eukaryota; Viridiplantae; Streptophyta; Magnoliopsida; Rosales; Rosaceae
Source: the annotation of a GenBank genome assembly
AUGGAUUUCUUGAGUUGCAUGCUAAUGUGUCUUAUGGUUGCCUGGAUCUCAAUCCAUGCCCUCUAUUAUUCAUUUGCAAGAACAAGUCCCAAUAAGCUUCCGCCCGGACCAAAGCCACUUCCUUUCAUUGGAAAUCUUCUAGAGCUUGGAAACAAACCCCACCUCUCCCUAACCAAGCUUUCACAACGCUAUGGCCCCAUUAUGACUUUACAUCUUGGUCAAAUCACAACUGUUGUAGUUUCUUCAUCCGCCAUAGCUAAACAAGUCCUGCAAACCCAUGACCAAUUGUUUUGCAACCGAACAGUAUUAGAUUCAGUCCAAGCCUGUAAACAUGGCGAGAACGGCAUGCCCUGGAUACCUGUUUCAGCUAAGUGGAGAAACCUUCGCAAAAUAUGCAACUCCCAAUUGUUCGCCACCAAAGUUCUCGACGCCAGCCAAGCCAACCGUCACCUAAAAGUGCAAGAGCUCAUAGCUGAUGUCCAUGAAAGCGCUGUAAAAGGUGAUGCAGUGGAGAUUGGAAGAGCGGCUUUCAAAACUACGCUCAAUUUGAUGUCACGGACUGUCUUCUCUGUGGAUUUAGCGGACCAGAAUAGUGAGAGGGCUAGAGAGUUCAAGAAGCUGGUGCGGAGUAUUAUGGAAGAGAUUUCGAAACCAAACUUGGCUGACUAUUUUCCAGUGCUUAAAAAGAUUGACCCCGUGGGGAUACGGCGCCGUUUGACUCGUCACUUCCUGAAGAUGUUUGACCUCUUCGAUCGCUUGAUCAUCCAAAGAAUGGAAUCAAGAAAAGCACCUGACUAUAUCAUGACCAGUGAUAUGUUAGAUACCCUUAUAAACAGUAGUGAAGAGAAAAAUGAGGAUAUGGACAUGGUUGAAACUCAACAUUUGUUCCUGGAUCUAUUUGCUGCUGCCACAGAUACAACUUCAGCCACAUUAGAAUGGGCAAUGGCUGAGCUACUACGCAACCCCGAAAAUCUGUCAAAAGCUCAAGAGGAGCUGAAGCACAUCAUUGGCAAAGGAAAACCGGUGGAGGAAUCAGACAUCACUCGGCUCCCUUACUUACAAGCCAUAAUCAAAGAGACCUUCCGCUUGCACCCAGCAGCUCCAUUGCUAAUUCCUCGCAAAGCUGGAGCAGAUGUAGAAAUCUGCGGGUACAUUGUACCAAAGGGUGCACAAGUUUUGGUCAAUGCAUGGGCCAUAGGCAGAGACCCCAGCAUCUGGGACAACCCAAACUCCUUUAUGCCAGAGAGGUUCUUGGGAUUGGACAUGGAUGUUACAGGGAGGAACUUUGAGCUUAUCCCGUUUGGUGGUGGACGGAGAAUUUGUCCUGGGUUACCAUUGGCAAUGAGAAUGCUGAACUUGAUGUUGGGGUCACUUCUUAACUGCUUUGAUAACUGGAAGCUUGAAGAUGGGGUUGCACCAGAGACCAUGAACAUGGAAGACAAGUUUGGCCUCACUUUAGAGAAGGCUCAGCCUCUAAUAGCUGUGCCCAUGACAUAG